This is a messenger RNA of Nematolebias whitei (Rio pearlfish), 1107 nucleotides long. RefSeq names its product protein kinase, cAMP-dependent, catalytic, alpha, genome duplicate b (gene prkacab). The record is from RefSeq and is a predicted model, not a curated record. Gene Ontology annotation, molecular function: cAMP-dependent protein kinase activity; ATP binding; protein kinase A regulatory subunit binding. Gene Ontology annotation, cellular component: nucleus; cAMP-dependent protein kinase complex. Bases 21 to 1076 code for a protein of 351 amino acids. The transcript has 11 exons. Lineage: Eukaryota; Metazoa; Chordata; Actinopteri; Cyprinodontiformes; Rivulidae. Gene Ontology annotation, biological process: peptidyl-serine phosphorylation.
CCAGUUGACAGCUUGUCAUCAUGGGCAACGCGCCCACGGCAAGAAAAGGCAACGAGAUGGAAAGCGUCAAGGAAUUCCUUGCUAAAGCCAAAGAGGACUUCCUCAAGAAGUGGGAGAAUCCUGCACAGAACACUUCUAGCCUGGAGCAGUUCGAGAGGUUGAAAACCCUGGGCACGGGCUCGUUUGGACGAGUUAUGCUGGUGAAGCACAGAGAAACAGGACAGCAUUAUGCCAUGAAGAUCCUCAAUAAGCAAAAGGUGGUGAAGCUCAAGCAGAUAGAGCACACUCUAAACGAGAAGAGGAUUCUUCAGGCUGUCACCUUUCCUUUCCUCGUGCGGUUAGAGUAUUCCUUCAAGGACAACACCAACCUCUACAUGGUGAUGGAGUACGUACCAGGUGGAGAAAUGUUCUCCCAUCUACGAAGAAUCGGCAGAUUUAGUGAGCCGCACGCUCGGUUCUAUGCCGCUCAGAUCGUUCUGACCUUUGAGUACCUGCACGCUUUGGACCUGAUCUACAGAGACUUAAAACCUGAAAACCUGCUCAUAGACCAGCAGGGCUACAUCCAGGUUACAGAUUUUGGCUUUGCCAAACGUGUAAAGGGCCGGACCUGGACACUGUGUGGCACCCCAGAAUAUCUGGCCCCAGAGAUUAUUCUCAGCAAGGGGUACAACAAGGCGGUGGACUGGUGGGCGCUGGGUGUACUUGUCUAUGAGAUGGCAGCGGGGUAUCCACCUUUUUUUGCCGAUCAGCCAAUUCAAAUCUAUGAGAAGAUUGUAUCAGGGAAGGUUCGUUUCCCCUCUCACUUCAGUUCAGAUCUUAAGGACCUACUGAGGAACCUUUUACAGGUGGAUCUCACGAAACGUUACGGGAAUCUGAAAAACGGAGUUAACGACAUCAAAGGACACAAGUGGUUUGCAACAACCGACUGGAUCGCAAUUUAUCAGAAAAAGGUGGAAGCUCCGUUUGUCCCAAAGUUCAAAGGACCUGGCGACACCAGCAACUUCGACGACUAUGAAGAGGAGGAAAUUCGUGUCUCCUUCACUGAGAAAUGUGCCAAGGAGUUUGCUGAAUUCUAAAUUUUAGAGAGCAAGUGAGGAAAAACAGAAG